Cajanus cajan (pigeon pea) is the source of this 1768-nucleotide messenger RNA. Its product is annotated as HXXXD-type acyl-transferase family protein. Lineage: Eukaryota; Viridiplantae; Streptophyta; Magnoliopsida; Fabales; Fabaceae. The record is from RefSeq and is a predicted model, not a curated record.
UCCUCUCGCAUCCUCAUUCCUCAAUAAGAGAGAGAGAGAGAGAGAGAGAGAAACGACAAAAAUCUCUUUUAUCCAAUUGCUAUAGCAAAAUGCCUUCUCUUGCACCCACUUUGCUCUCAAAAUGCACCGUCUUCCCGGACCAAACCUCCACUCUCGGAAACCUAAAACUCUCCGUUUCGGACCUUCCCAUGUUGUCCUGUCACUACAUCCAAAAGGGUUGUCUCUUCACCCAACCCAAUCUUCCACUCCACGCUCUCAUUUCUCAGCUUAAAACCGCACUCUCUCGCACACUCUCCCUCUUUCCUCCUCUCGCCGGAAGGUUAGUAACAGACUCCCACGGCUACGUCUACAUCGCCUGCAACGACGCCGGCGUCGAUUUCAUCCACGCCAAUGCCACCGCCCUCCGCAUCUGCGACCUUCUCUCCCCUCUCGACGUCCACGAAUCCUUCAAGGAAUUCUUCGCCUUCGACCGGAAAGUCAGCUACACCGGCCACUCCUCGCCGAUUCUCGCAGUACAAAUCACGGAGCUCGCCGACGGGAUAUUCAUCGGCUGCGCCGUCAACCACGCCGUCACCGACGGCACCUCCUUCUGGAAUUUCUUCAACACCUUCGCUCACCUCUGCCGAGGAGCCACCAACUCCCCCCGCAACGUCCCGGACUUCCGCCGCGACUCCAUUCUAAUCUCGGACGCCGUCCUCCGCCUCCCCCCCGGCGGUCCUCAGGUGACGUUCGAUGCGGCGGCGCCGCUGCGCGAGCGAAUCUUCAGCUUCAGCCGCGAGGCAAUUCAGACGCUCAAAGCCAAAGCCAACAACUGGCGGUUAGCGGAAAAUGAGAACAACGCGGGAGAGUUGAUGAAGAAGCAGAGCAACGAUGAGCACGCGAAGGGCAACAGAAUACUGGAGAACUGGUUCAAGGUUAAACCGCUAAGCGUGACGGAAACGACGGAGAUUUCGUCGUUUCAGUCGGUGUGCGCGUUGCUGUGGCGCGCGGUGACAAGAGCGAGAAAAUUGGCAUCGUCGAAAACGACGACGUUUAGAAUGGCGGUGAAUUGCCGUCACAGGAUUGAACCUAAACUAGAAAGGUACUACUUCGGGAACGCGAUUCAGAGCGUGCCUACUUACGCUUCCGCGGGGGACGUUUUAUCAAGGGAUCUAGGGUGGUGCGCGGAGCAGCUGAACAAAAGCGUGAAGGCGCACGACGAGGCUAUGGUGCGGCGCUUCGUAGAGGAUUGGGAAGGGAACCCGAGGUGCUUCCCUUUAGGUAACCCUGACGGUGCCUCCAUCACCAUGGGUAGCUCCCCCAGGUUCCCAAUGUACGAUAACAACUUCGGCUGGGGGAGGCCUCUCGCCGUCCGAAGUGGUCAAGCCAACAAAUUCGACGGUAAGAUCUCCGCUUUUCCCGGGAGAGAUGGAUCAGGGACCGUUGAUUUGGAGGUUCUUCUAUCGCCCCAAACCAUGGAGGCCCUUCACUCUGAUUCCGAGUUCAUCAAAUACGCAACGUCUCACUUAUGACACGUCUCCACUCUCCCUGCCUCCACCGCUAGUAAGACAAGAUGUUGUCCAUGUUUCCGCUUAUGAAAUGCUUUCCUUUUCUCUUGGAUCAUUGCCUUUCUAUUUUUCUAUUCUCAUUCAGUAGACAGUUGUAAUAAAACAUUACUUUAAUAAUUUGGAUUUUAAUAUAAACCAAAAGUCAGAGUUGGGUCCAUUGAAAAUGAAGAUAUAAAUUUGUUUUGGUGAAAUAUGAAUGUAUAAAGGUGGGAUUGGAUGAA